This is a messenger RNA of Wasmannia auropunctata (little fire ant), 896 nucleotides long. RefSeq names its product activating signal cointegrator 1 complex subunit 2 homolog. The transcript has 3 exons. Lineage: Eukaryota; Metazoa; Arthropoda; Insecta; Hymenoptera; Formicidae. Bases 100 to 633 code for a protein of 177 amino acids. The record is from RefSeq and is a predicted model, not a curated record.
CGGUUCGGCCCGCGACGACCGGGCCCCAUAUAGAAGUUGCGUCGCGACGCGGCCGCCAGUUUCGUCCCGCUGCCCUUCGGAUAUCGUCGCUCAGCAAUCAUGAGAUUCCUCUUAUUCAUCCUGGUCGUGGCGCCCGUGCUGGGAACGGAAUUCCACAGCCACAUCCGGGAACGCAGGCAAGCGCAGCAAGCCAAUUACCGUGCUUACAAUCAAGCACCGGCAGCGAUCAAGCAGAUAUUGGCCGCGCAGCAGUAUCGCGAUCCGCUCGUUCAUCUUCCGCCGCAACCGGUGCCGAAUCUGGCGCCUGCGAGACCCAUUGAGCCUCAGUACUUGCAGCAAAACCAACUGACUCAGUAUCGACCGAAUGUACAAGUAGGUCAGGCGCCUGCUCAGCCGACCUAUAAGGACAUUCCCGUAAGACCGGCAGCGUACACUCCGCCGGCCUCCGCUCAGCAACAAUACAACCCGCAAUAUCGCAGCAAUUAUUCGCCGCAGCCGCUACCGCAGCCGCAGCAGCAGCAGCAGGCUGCGACCAAUUAUCAGUAUUCCAGAAAUCUGCCACCGCAGCUCCAGCAGCUCGUGCAGAUCCAGCAGAACCUGCCUAAUGCGAUUCCGCAAGGACAUCAGGGAUAAUCUGCCUGAUUAGGUCAUCGGGAUGACGAUUUGUCUACAAGAUGUCGGUCGUUCCCUUUUUGUAAGAAUAUACCGAUCAUUCCCUCUGCAUCAUUUUAACCAUUGCAUUCAUCAUAUUUUAUUAUUGAUAAAUUCGUAAUCUAUUCAUAAUCCUCGCUGAAACGCGAGGAAUAGUAACUGUUUUUUUUCUUUUCGUAAAUAUUUUAUUAUAAAUUCAUUAUGUUAAUUUGUUGAAACGAAUUAAAUCGGAAAAAGUUUUCUAA